This is a messenger RNA of Plasmodium gallinaceum, 570 nucleotides long. RefSeq names its product conserved Plasmodium protein, unknown function. Gene Ontology annotation, molecular function: ubiquinone binding. The record is from RefSeq and is a predicted model, not a curated record. The transcript has 5 exons. Lineage: Eukaryota; Apicomplexa; Aconoidasida; Haemosporida; Plasmodiidae. Gene Ontology annotation, biological process: cellular respiration; ubiquinone biosynthetic process. Bases 1 to 570 code for a protein of 189 amino acids.
AUGAGAAUUAAUAUAUUAAACAGAGAAUUAUUUUAUACUUCUAUAAUUAACUUUAAAAAUGGAAUUAGAAACUUUUCCUUAUUUCAAAAUAAACUUCUAAAUCUAAAAACAAAUGAUAUAAUUUAUAGAAAUAAUAUUGAUAUAGUAUCUAAAAAAGAUUUUUUUUUUUAUACUAUUUUAAAUGUUGAUAGAUAUAAAUAUUUUUUGCCAUAUGAUAGUAAAAUAACAGAGAAAAAUAAAGAAUAUUUAAAAGCAACAUUAGAAAUUGAAAAUAUUUUAUUUAAAGAAAAAUAUGCUUCUUUAAUUCAUUUUAAAUACCCAUCAACCAUUACGGUUUCCAGUGAAGAUACUAAAGUUUUUCACCAUUUAAUAACAGAAUGGAUAAUAAAUGAAAAAAAAAAUUGUAUAAACAUUGAUUUCUAUAUAAAUUUUAGAUUGAAAAACAGAAUAUAUCAAAAUUUUAUGAACUUGUAUAUAAAAGAGCUUGGAAAAAAAAUAUUGUAUUCUUUUAUCAAAGAAUCUAAAGAAAAUGGUUUAAAAAAUAUAGAUGUUUUAAAAUUUACAAAAUAA